Molecule: messenger RNA, 583 nt
Organism: Sphaeramia orbicularis (orbiculate cardinalfish)
Lineage: Eukaryota; Metazoa; Chordata; Actinopteri; Kurtiformes; Apogonidae
Product: CDGSH iron-sulfur domain-containing protein 3, mitochondrial-like
Exons: 3
Coding region: 130-528 (132 amino acids)
Cellular component (GO): mitochondrion
Molecular function (GO): 2 iron, 2 sulfur cluster binding
Source: RefSeq, a predicted model, not a curated record
CGGGCUGAGUUUGUACGAGGAAGUGGUGAGUGAGCUGGGUUCAGUUUCCAGUACGGUGCUUCUUUUUGGUAUUCCUUUGUUGUUUGCGGUGGUGUUCAGAGUUCCAGACCCGGUCCAGGUGCAGACAGGAUGAACUGGGCUGGUUUUUCCUCCGUGGUGCUGGUCGGAUGGACCCGGACCUUCAGUCGCCCUCCAGCUGCUGUGUGUGCUUCCUGGAGCAGGGUGCAGCACUGCUGGCAGUCCACACAGCCUGUCCCUGCUGCCCGGAUACCCUACAGGAUCAAGGUGUCUGCUGGGAAACGCUACGCCUGGUGUGCAUGUGGACACAGCAAGAAACAGCCUUUCUGCGAUGGAGCUCACCGAUCAAAAGCACCGGACAUCUCACCAGUCCGCUUCACUCCUGAAAAAGAUCAGAGGGUUAUGCUCUGUGCUUGUAAGCAAACAAAAAAUGCACCCUACUGCGAUGGCUCACACUUCAGGGUCAUCUACCAGGAUGUAGUCAAGUCCAUAAAAGGCAUCUUUAAAUGAGACUGUCAGAGGCUGCGGAGCAAUGACAAGAGAAGAGAUACAAAAAAUGACAUCA